Molecule: messenger RNA, 4270 nt
Organism: Conger conger (European conger)
Lineage: Eukaryota; Metazoa; Chordata; Actinopteri; Anguilliformes; Congridae
Product: SWI/SNF-related matrix-associated actin-dependent regulator of chromatin subfamily A containing DEAD/H box 1B-like
Exons: 24
Coding region: 940-3534 (864 amino acids)
Cellular component (GO): nucleus
Molecular function (GO): DNA binding; ATP binding; ATP-dependent chromatin remodeler activity
Source: RefSeq, a predicted model, not a curated record
CUCGGUCUCACGCACGCUCCCCGACGCAUAUUUCGAGGCGACCUGGUAACAUGCCGGACUCAACUCGCCAGUUCCAAGCUAGCUUUCGUAAACGUAAUAAUAGCUAUAUGCUUACAGAAGACGCAAUUACUGCACACGUAUUGCAUUUCAACCAAGUUUGUUUGUUUUCAGGGCUGCAAAAAACAAAUGCAUUUGCAGAAAAUUAUCUUUACGAUGGCUAACAUCACCCAAAGCUGCUACCUCGCAAAUUAGCCAGAUAACUGGCAUGCUAGGUAGCUAACAGUACGGUUAUCAAUAAAAUAGGCUAGCUACACAGCUACCGUUAGCUGUCGCUUAAAAUAUCAUUUCUCGGGUCAGCUGCCUAAUCUCUUCGCAUGGGAGAGAAUAAGAAAUUCUCGCUUCUAGAUCUGGCAUUACAGAAGGAGCAAAGAGAAAGGGAAUCUCCAGCGAUGAAGAAAUGCAAGGAAUCAGUCACUACCGACUCCGAAAAGGAGAAUAACAUAACAGUGUCCGCUGUUCCUGAAACAACGCCGUGGGCCUCAAAGUUUGGGAGAGACGUGGUGGUGUUGGACUCCGAUUCGGACGAUUCUAUAUGUGAAGGGAUAUUGGUGACGAAGCCAAAUCUAAGGCUAAUCAUGGUGGUGAGUUGGGGAGGGAGAUGAGUCUUCAGUCUGCGCUUGAAGGUGGUCAGAGACUCUGCUGUUCUGACAUCCACCGGGAGGUCAUUCCACCACCGUGGGACCAGGACAGACGGCAGUCGUGAGCGUGAAGUGCAGGGCGUGGAGACAGAGAGAGGUGGAUCCUGACAUCUCGGAGGUGAUCGUAUUGUCAGAUGAGGAGGAAGAGGAUAAGCCGUCGGAAAAACCGCAGACGAUCUUCCCGCACAGGAAACAGGUUUUCAAAGACAGAAGCGCUGUGGAAGGACCUGUGGCUUCCUGGAUGACGAAAUGUGGCGAUCAAGAGACAACCCUUAAGAGGAAACCGGAGGGGUCCAGUUGUGACUCCCAGAACAGCAGUGUUCAGGCCAUUAAGAAGAGGCGGGAUUCUCUGACUGAUGACUCCGAGGCUGAGGGACCGGAACCUAGCUGGAAAAGUCAAGAAGACAUGGUGAAGAAACUGCAGAGGAAAUUCCCCUCCCUUGAUAAGGAGGAACUUAGGGAUGUGCUCCAGGAACAUGAUUGGCUGUUUGGAGAAACACUGGAGGCUCUCAGUAUGUUCACUGAGGCAGUUGACGACUCCUGCUUACCCGAAUACAGUGCCAAGGAACCCGAGAGCCAAGAUGACAACGGACAGCCGACUGCCCCCGAACCCAGCCUCGACACCGUGUCCAUUUCCUGCUCCAGAGACGCCAACAAAAACAGGAAGGGGAGCGUCCGCGGUGGCAGGAGGACCUAUUGCAAAUCGAGGGGACGGAAAGCGGACGCUCCCUCGCCCGCGUGCGCGGACCAGAGUCCCCUGAACGGGGACAGCAAGCCCACCCGGGUGUCCCAGAGACAGCGGCGCCCGCGGGCCGUGGCGGGGCAGUACAGUGGGUCUGACUGCAGCAGCCUGGUGAGCAGCGACCCCGAGGUGCACUCCGAAUACUCCGACUCGGACAAGGAGGAACGGGCGGACCACGGCCGAAACGAUCGGAUCCUGGGCUUCUUCCAGGAAGCGUUGGUGGACGAGCUGAUGCUCAUCGCGGGGUGCUCAGCGAAGAAAGCCCAGAAGAUCGUGGAUCUGCGGCCCUUCGGGACGUGGGAAGACCUGGUUCAGGCCUUUCACAAGGGGAACGGCCUGUCCCUGGAGCUGCUGCGGGGCUGCCGCAGGGUGAUUCGGGAGCGGGACGUGGUCUUGGGCCUGAUGAACAGGUGCGAGAGCGUCAGUGAGACCAUGACCAGGGCCGCCACGCAGGUCAUCAAGGGAGGAGAGGCCUCUGCCAUGCAGCCAGAGAUCCUCAACAGCAAGUUUCAGCUGAAGCCAUACCAGCUGGUAGGACUGAACUGGCUUGUUAUGCUGUACCAAAAUGACCUGAGCGGGAUCCUGGCAGAUGAGAUGGGAUUGGGGAAAACGAUCCAGGCCAUUGCCUUCCUGGCCAGCUUGUAUGUGGAUGGUGUGUGUGGCCCACAUCUAAUCGUUGUGCCUGCCUCUACCCUGGAUAACUGGGUUCGGGAGCUGAAUAUUUGGUGUCCCAGUCUUAAGGUGCUCGUCUAUAAAGGGUCCAUUGAGGAGCGCAAAUCUCUUCGACACAGCAUUCUCAACAAGCAAGUGGAAUACAACGUCAUCAUGUCUACGUACAACCUGUCCAUUGGUACGGACAGUGACCGCUGUCUGUUUCGGAAACUGGAGCUGCAGUACGCCGUGUUUGACGAGGGCCACAUGCUGAAGAACAUGAACUCCCUCCGCUACCGCCACCUCAUGGCCAUCAACGCUCAGCAUCGAUUGCUCCUCACUGGCACCCCUCUCCAGAACAACCUGCUGGAGCUCAUGUCCCUCCUCAACUUCAUCAUGCCAUCCAUGUUCUCCAGCAGCACCUCACAGAUCACCAAGAUGUUCUCCAUGAAAUCAUCAGAGGAACAGAACAUAUUUGAGAAGGAGAGAAUCUCCCAGGCCAAACUCAUAAUGAAGCCCUUCAUUCUAAGGCGUGUCAAGAGUGAGGUCCUGAAACAGCUGCCUGAGAAAGAGGAGGUGGUGGAGUUCUGUUCCAUGACUGAGAAACAGGAAGCACUCUACACCUCGCUAUUCCAGAGUCUAAAGGGUACAACCAAUGGAGAGAAGCGGGCACUCAGCAAUGUGAUGAUGCAGCUGAGGAAGAUGGCCAAUCACCCACUGCUACACCGGCAGUACUACACCUCCGAUAGGCUGGCAGCCAUGAGUCGGCUGAUGCUGAAGGAGCCCACCCACCAGGACGCCAGCCCCACCCUGAUCCAGGAGGACAUGGAAGUGAUGUCCGACUUUGAGCUUCACCGCCUCUGCCUGCAGUACCCCUGCUUACAGGGCCAACAGCUGGACCAGGACGUUCUUCUGGACUCCGGAAAGUUCAGACUGCUCUCCGAGCUGCUGGUGUCUCUCAACGACAAGGGUGACCGGGUGGUGUUGUUUAGCCAGUUUACCAUGAUGCUGGACAUUGUGGAGGUUCUGCUGAAUCACCUGGGUCACUGCUACCUCCGCCUGGAUGGCUCCACACCCAUCGCUGACCGGAUCGUUUUAAUUGACAAUUUUAACAACAACACAGAGAUUUUUGUGUUCCUGCUGUCAACGAGGGCUGGAGGCCUGGGCAUCAACCUCACCUCUGCUAAUGUCGUCAUUCUGCAUGAUAUCGACUGCAACCCGUAUAACGACAAGCAAGCCGAGGACCGCUGCCAUCGAGUCGGACAGACCAGGACAGUGAAGGUGAUAAAGCUUAUCAGCAAGGACACGAUUGAGGACUGCAUGCUGCGUGUCGGGCAGAAGAAGCUGAAACUGGAGCAGGACAUGACCGCGUCUACAGAAGGUGAGGAGGGCUCUAUGCCUGAAGACAUGGCGACUCUGCUAAGGGCCUCUCUCGGACUGUAAUGCACUUCACAAGCUCUCUGAGCUACCACUGGCAUGGUGCGCACCUUAACCUCAGAAUGGGAGAUGCAGAGCUCCCAUUGGCUAACGUGGACUGGUACAACAGCCAAUGACAUUGCACCCCAUGGAUGAAUCUUUGUAUGUGAAUUUGUACUGUACAGGAACAACGGGCGUCCUUUGAACUGUGCUGCUUUUACCAAUCCCCAUUUGCUAAAUGGGGACAUUGCACAACAGAAAUAAAUGUUGGUUUUUUUGUUACAUACUGGCUUGUGUAAAACACCACUCUCAGUGCCUUAAAUAUUGUCACUGAAAGUUUUUGUUUUGUGGAGCAGUUGAAAUGUCUGGAGUCAUUUUGCCAUUGCUAGUUUCUUUUCAAAGCCAGAGGUAGGCAGGGUAGGUGCAACAGGGGUAUGCAUUUUUAAGGGUUUUUAAAUUUAUUUGGAAACAUUGUUUUUUAUAUCCUAAAUGUCUCAACCAGAGGAAGAAGAUUUGGGUAUGUCAGUAGAGCUUUUUCACUGACAGCUGACAGAAUGCUCAGCAAUAAAGCCAAUUACUACUGGUGUGAUACAUUUAGAGUAAAAGAAUUGGGAGAAAUUGCAAGUAAGACUUUUCUUUCUGACGAUCCACUUUUCCUUUUUUGUGAGGAAACAAUCUAAAUGUCUUUUUUAUAUAAAACAUUUUUAAUUAUGUAUUGUGUUUUCAGUUGAUAUUUUCAAUUAAAACAUUGAGAGCCAUUUCA